AAAAAAUGGCCGGAGACAUCAUCUAUCCCUCACAUUUCAACCCAUUAGAAAUCACUGUUCGUUAUCUGCAAUUGAAUCUCUUGAGAAAACUUCAAACAAACCAUAAUUUUGUGAUCGCAAAAUGGAGAAGGUAUCGAAAACAGAGUGGGAAGAACUACUAGGAAGCAAUCAAUGGGAAGGUUUACUCAACCCUCUCGAUUUAAACCUUCGGAAACUUAUUCUCCGGUGCGGCGAUUUCUGUCAAGGGACAUACGAUUCAUUUGACAGCGAUCAGAACUCGAAAUACUGCGGUAGUAGUCGUUUCGGUAAAAAAGCAUUUUUCAGAAAAGUUGCUAAUAAAUCAGCAGAAGACGAAUACACUGUGGAUUCAUUUCUAUAUGCAACUUCAAGAAUUGCAGUCCCCAAAGCUUUUUUAAGUUUUUCGUUUUCGGAGGAAGCUUGGAGCCGCGAAUCGAAUUGGAUUGGUUACAUUGCAGUCAGCUCGGAUGAGGCAAGUCAACGACUAGGAAGACGGGAAAUAUAUGUAGCCUGGCGUGGAACCAUAAGAAAACUUGAGUGGGUGAAUGUUCUUGUGGCGAAACCCACAUUGCUUAAGCCGCUGUUGAAGCCAGCGGACACCGAAGCUACGUCUCACGGUCAAAAGCACCACUGGUACAACUCCUUGCUCGGGAAAAAGGACAGCAAUGAUUAUGAAAGUGAGGACGACGACGAUGAUAAUCCAAAAGUUAUGAAGGGUUGGCUUGCGAUUUACAACUCGUCUAACCCAAAGUCUCAAUUCACAAAGUUAAGCGCAAGAUCCCAAAUUCUUAUCAAGAUAAACGCACUAGUAAACAGGUACAAAGAUGAAGGUGUAAGCGUGGUGCUCACAGGCCACAGCCUAGGCGCAAGUUUAGCGAUUUUAAGUGCGUUUGAUUUAGUAGAAAAUGGAUUGUCUGAUGUACCCGUCACGGCUAUUGUUUUCGGCUCCCCGCAAGUUGGUAAUAAAGCUUUUAACAAGAGGCUAGGGACGUUUCCUAACCUCCGAAUCUUGCAUGUAAAGAACCAACUUGAUCUUAUAACUCAUUAUCCUAGUAAGUACUUGGGGUAUGUUCAUACAGGGGUAGAACUUGAGAUUGAUACUAGAAAGUCGAAAAGCUUGAAGGACUCCAAGAAUCCAAGUGAUUGGCAUAAUUUACAAGCUAUACUACAUAUAGUUGCAGGCUGGAACGGGAAAGAGGGAGAAUUUGAAUUGAAAGUGAAGAGAAGUAUUGCGUUGGUUAACAAGUACUGCGCCUUUUUGAAGGAUGAGACUUUGGUUCCAGGUAAAUGGUGGGUUGAGAAACACAAAAGAAUGGUGCUUAAUGAAGAUGGAGAUUGGGUUAUGGCUAUUCCGGAUGAAGAGGAUUUGCCUGUACUUGAAGAAUACUAACAAGUCUUCUAGUUGUCAUUUUGGUGGAGAGGCAAAGUAGUUAUUCCCCUCUCUAGUAUCUAUAAAUUUCAUCUCCCAACCUUCCUCCAGUGACUGAGGAAUUCCCAUGAGGCAGGCGGCCGAGGUGACCAUUAUAAAUAUUGCUGCCAUGCCACCCUCCAGUCUUCAUAUGUAGUGGUGGUGCUGCUGCUGCAAAUGUGGUGCUGCCAUGCCACCCUCCAGUCUUCAUAUGUUGUGGUGGUGGUGCUGCGGCGAAUGUGGUGCUUCCAUGCCACCCUCCAGUCUUCAUAUGUUGUGGUGCUGCUGCUGCGGCGAAUGUGGUGCUUCCAUGCCACCCUCCAGUCUUCAUAUGUUGUGGUGGUGCUGCUGCUGCGAAUGUGGUGCUUCCAUGCCACCCUCCAGUCUUCAUAUGUUGUGGUGGUGGUGCUGCUGCGAAUGUGGUGCUUCCAUGCCACCCUCCAGUCUUCAUAUGUGGUGGUACUGCUGCUGCUGUAAUUCCUUCUGGAUUCUUCCCAUUGAGAAGAGGCAUAAUUGGAUUGACCACCUGCUCCAUCCAUUGUGUUAUUUCCUGAAUCAUUCUACCAGGUAGAGGAGGUACUGAUGUAGCUGUUCCCACACUAGUUCUUUGAACGAAGAGAUGGGGGAAUGUAAUAGCAAGGCCGAAAGAAAGGAUGUUAAAGAGCCUCCUGCGCCGUCGGUCUCUUGUUUGGAUCCCACGAACAAAGUGAUUUUACGAGGCUUAUAGCAGCAUCACUAGCGGACGGUAUCAACAUUUUAAGAUCACGAGCACCAGGAACUUGUGGAAAUUGAAAGCCGAUCGAUUUCGCAAUUUGUAGUCCCUCUGCCCAGGGCCGUAGCAAAGUAUUUGGGGGCCCUAGGAGAAAUUAUAGAAACGGGGGCCUAGAUAAGAAAAAUAACUUUUUACUUGUGAUUUCAUAUGAAAGAUUUAAUACUCUAAGAAAAUAAAAUUUUCUACAUAA
Molecule: messenger RNA, 2388 nt
Organism: Papaver somniferum (opium poppy)
Lineage: Eukaryota; Viridiplantae; Streptophyta; Magnoliopsida; Ranunculales; Papaveraceae
Product: phospholipase A1-IIdelta-like
Exons: 2
Coding region: 122-1408 (428 amino acids)
Biological process (GO): lipid metabolic process
Molecular function (GO): glycerophospholipid phospholipase A1 activity
Source: RefSeq, a predicted model, not a curated record